Molecule: messenger RNA, 4964 nt
Organism: Stegostoma tigrinum
Lineage: Eukaryota; Metazoa; Chordata; Chondrichthyes; Orectolobiformes; Stegostomatidae
Gene: ciao2a
Product: cytosolic iron-sulfur assembly component 2A
Exons: 5
Coding region: 84-569 (161 amino acids)
Source: RefSeq, a predicted model, not a curated record
CUGUGCUCGAUGUGUUAGGGCUGGCAGACCCGGAAGUUUAGUUUGUGUCAGUUUUGGAGCAGUUGCAGCGUAAUGGCUGAAGGAUGGAAAUAGUUUCUGGGCUUGUGUCUUACGCCCUUGCAAAGUUUUUCUUUCUCUCGCGGCUAUCGAAUAAAGAAGAUGCGGAGAAAGUCAAAAAAAUGGAAGAGAAAGUGUUAGAAGUCUAUGAUAUCAUUCGUACAAUUCGUGACCCAGAGAAGCCCAACUCUCUGGAAGAGUUGGAGGUGGUAGCUGAAGAAUGUAUCGAGGUGAAAACAUUGGAUGACGAUGAGUACCUCAUCAUUAUUCAUUUCAAACCAACAGUACCUCACUGCUCUCUAGCCACACUGAUUGGUCUUUGUCUACGAGUCAAGUUGCAAAGGUGUUUACCAUUCAAACACAAGUUGGAAAUUUACAUCUCACAAGGGUCACAUUCUACUGAGGAGGAUAUUAACAAGCAGAUCAAUGAUAAGGAGCGAGUGGCAGCAGCGAUGGAGAAUCCAAAUUUACGAGAGAUUGUGGAACAGUGUGUUAUAGAGCCAGAUGACUGAACACAUACCAGCCCCAUGGAAAUAUGGAAGAACAACGCUUGCUCACACCCUGCUGUUUGCAAAGUCUGGCAAAUGAGGAUUGUCUCUUUACACAUCUUACAAACUUUUUUUCAAAAAACUACUUUUUACCUGCAUACUAAUUAAGAGAAUUCUGAUAUAAUUGUUCAAUUUCAGAUUGAGAAUAUAAUCCCAAACCUGAGGAUUCUCUGAAAUACCUGAGGCUCAAAGUUAGUGCAGUAAUUGAAAGCGCAGUCAUGAAAGUAUUACCCUAGUGCAAAUUGUCAAGGAGCAUUUAAUGUUUCAGUUCUAUUCAGCCAUUAAAACAAGAAUUUUAAAGAACAAAAUUUGACACAACACGAAUGGGUUGCAGCUACUGAUUCUGAUUGUGGUGAUCUCAGCAUGUUGGAAAAGGAAUGUUUUGUUCUGACACAUCCAGCUCAUUUCCAAGGCCAAAGGAAAAUCAUUUAUCCUGGCCUUGUAUAUUAAUAACAAGGUAAUGCAGUGUUGUGCAAAAAGAUUCAAUUAAAAUUUUAUAUCCAUCUUUAUACACUACUCAGUGCGUGUGACAGAGAUUUCUAAAGUCCAAAAGGUGGAAAAUAGUGAAAAGCAAAGCCAAUAUUUGAUGAUUUUGACUGAGCUAUAAAAAGCUGUUUUAUGGCUAAGAUUUUUAAUGAGUAGUCCACUUUCAAUGUUAAUUAUCUGUUGCUUCCCAAAAUAACCACAACACAGACCUGUCACUGACUCCAAUUAGUUGCUGAAGUUUCAUGACAUGAGCUCUGUUGUGUGUAAUUUAACUCAUCUAAACCUGCCAGACAGCUCUCAAACCAUAAGUAGCAACCUCAGAGGAGCCUGCAUUUCUACACGAGUCUACAAAGUUGUUGCAGGACUGCGAGGAUUUCUGUUCUCCAUUGUUAUGUGUGGAUAAUGAAAGGGAACCGGAGACAGGGUUUUCAGACUUUUUUUAGGUUCUUAAUUUGGAAACUUUUUUUUUGGGAGGAAGCCAGUAGGAAAAGGAAGAUGUGCGGUGAAUUCUCACCGGCCAUCCACAAGCCCGCUCAUCCGUGCCUCCUAAAAUGCCUCUUCAUUCAGUCUCCCACAUUCCAGAUGUAGAUAUCCCUGGAAAACAACCUCUGGACGCUCAAAGGGAGAUUCUGAGGUGCUGGGAAGAUUUUAAAUAAUCGAAAGCGAUGUUGAAUUUCACAGCCUGCAAACCAGAUCAUUAACGUAAGCAGCAACAAAACUAUAAAAAUAAGCGUGAGUGAAAUACAAAGAUUUAUGCCAAAUGAUGCUGCCAGUGUGUCCCAGAGCCCUCAGUUAUGUUUUAUUUCUGGUAAAUAAAUAGCCCAUUCACCGGCACAAUUCUAUAUCAUGAUGUUAUGUGAGAGGCUUCAGCAGCCUAGCCGCAUAUCCCUGUAUUCUGUGGUCCCUCUUCAACUAACAUCGAUGUUUUUAUAGAACCUGGCUGCUGCAGUAGAUAAAUACAGCAGCUAAAAUUUUAAUUGCCCAGAUCCCCUUUUCCAAUGUUAUGUCGUUUACUCACACUGAACUCCUGCAGGGGGACCAGUUCCUCAGAUUCUUAUAGCCCUCCACUGCACUACCCAUUUUCCAGGUAUAACAGCAAUAAGUGUUAGCAGGCUGUGCAAUGGGGAGUGGCGUCACUGCUGAGCCAGAUCCUGUCCUUGGCCAGUGUUCACAGAAGUGCACUUUUGCAACAGCAGUCACUGGAUGGUGACCAAGCGAGAAUGGAAAUGAGUCCUAUUCCUCUGCCACUACCACCAAUGUUGCCCGCCCUUUGCCUUCCUGGACACUCAUACCAGCAUCAGUCCCUAAUCAAUAUCCUGGCUUUACAAACGAGGGCACCUGGAAACUUUCAGAAUCACAUAUACCAGGUGAAUCAUAAAGUGCAGCUAUGAGUCAUGUUUGAACCCAAUUUUUAAAAAAACUCCCCUGUUUGGGCCAAUCUUGUGGCUGUUUGUAUUUACAUUAAUAUCACCUUGAUGAAUUCCUCUAACCAUGAUGGAGCUUCCUAUCAUUCCAUUUACUGGUCUUAAAGCCAUACACCGGCUUUUAUUAGUCAGAAGAUUAUUUGGGAAAUGAUGAAGAGUGCAUCUGUUACAUGACCCUGGUUAUAAACUUGGACUGUCUCCUGCCUGGUGGGUGCUGUUGACUUGGAAGUAAAUGUGAGUUUACUGAGACAGUGUGUUUCAGUAAUUUAAAAAUGCAUUGUGCAAGUUUCUAAGGGUCAAAACCUUUCUACAGUUUGUCUCCAAGGCUAAAUAUUUUGAUCUGAGACUCUACAAUGUCUCACAAAACAUCUUGAACAUUUCUGCACCUUUUGCAAUUGACUAGACCAGGACUGCCACAACAUAAACAGCUAGGAGGAACAAACAUUUCUGAGCAGAUCUGACCGAUAAAAUCGUUUGCUUAAUUCAUCUGACUUUUUUGUAAUAUUUUUAGAUGUAAUCAAACCCUUCAGCCUUUGCACUGAGUGAAUACAGAGUUGUGUCAGCACUGUGUGCCCUGUUGUAUACAUUAAAAUAAAUGCAAAAUCCUGCAGAUGCUGGAAAUCUGAAGUAACAAAUUCUGCAAAACACUCAUAUUAGGUAACAACACUGGAGAGAAGCAGUGUUUUAGAUAAUGACCUUUCAUCUGUUAUAUGUGAUUUUACUAAUUUGUGAUUUAAGAAACAUAUAUUGUAGAAACACUUACUACAAGUGUGCUGUAAUUUCUAAAAGUUUGUUUAAAAAGUUGAAAGCAAUAGCAUUAGACUAGGAAUACAGAGUCCCAGGCUAAUGCUCAUUCGUUCAAAUCCCACCAUGGCCCAUGGUAUAAUUUGAAAUCAGCAAAAAGCUGGCCUGAUGUAACCACUGUCAAUUGUAAUAAAAUCCCAUCUGUUUCCCUAAUGCCCUUUAGGGAAGGAAAUCUGCCAUCCUUACCUGCUCUGGCCUGUAUGUGACUCCAGACCCACAGCAAUUUGGCCAUCUUGGUAAUAAAUGUCGGUCUAGCUAGGGAUGCCCACAUACCAUGGACGAAUAUUUUUAAAAAUCAACUUAUAUCACCAAAUUCUUAUCACCUGUUUUAAAGAUGUCCUUUGCAUGGCAUUAUUUCUUGCUUGAAUACACCCCAUUAAGUUCAGUGGGCUAUUACAAGAAACUACACGUGCAAUUUGUUGUAUAUAUCACAUCGCCGGUUUCUAGAUCCUGAACCUCCAAUACCUCAAGGUUUAUACUAAAUCAUAUGAAGUAAAGUGGCUAUUAUCAAUUCCAGGUGCCUUGAGGUGUAUUUUACUGCACAGUUGUAGAAGGUGUAUCCAGUUCGACAAGGGUCAGCAUACAUGGUAGAAUGAUAAUACUCCCAGUCUUUAUACAGCUGAAAAAUGUUUUGAGGCCGCUUGCACCCUUCCUGCAGAAUUAUUUACCCAACUCAAUCAUCCUGGGCCACGAAUGAGAUCACUGUCUCCUGAGGGACAUUUGUAACUUAUGUUUCCCAACCCCCACUGCCUGUGUCUGUCGAGCUGAAGGUUGACACAGGUGGGGAAGGGUGAGAGGAACAGGAGGCUGGUACAGUGUGUUGGGGGGUGGGGAGUUGUGUAAUGUCACAGUCAUCCACACAUCCUGGUGAAUUCUGCUGAAUGUGUUUAGUAUCAAAAACCAACUGAAUUUUAAUCAAUAGCGAGUCUGCCAAACCUCAUUCUGGAGAUUGGAUGUGAUCACUCAUUGCAUUAGUCUUCUUGUUAUUAACUCAAUUGUUCAUAGAAUUCCCUGGAAAAUGUCCUUCUCUCCAAAAUGCAAUGUAUAUUUCAUUAAAGGGACAGUAUCAAAAAUAGUUAUAAAAAUAUAUUUUACUGCAAUUUCACUCAAUUCCUGAGUAAAUGGAUAAAUGUAUCAUAUCUGGUUUUACAGCAAGAACUUUAAAAAAACCGAAAUUAGAGCCAUUUACUAAAAGAAUUAAGCCAUAUGAUUCUGCGCUUUAAAGCAGAAUAAUUUUUAUUACACAAGAGUCAAAGCAAACAAUACUAUCUUUGAUGACUUACAUUCUAAACCAAAAUUAAUAUGUGAACAAAAAUUGGGGUAAGUUGCAGUAAAUAAUGAUCUAUUAAUUGUCAUUCAGUAAUUCAGAACGUAAAUUUUGCUAAAGAUUCCAAAGCAUUUUUUUCUUUCAUCCACGUGGAUGAUUCAGGAAAACAAAACUUUAGGGGGGAAACCAGUAUUCCAAAUCUAUAACAGCAGUGCUGAUUUGUUGGCAAGUGGUCUCUGAUUGGUUAGAGAUGUUUCAUUGGAGAAUGCACUAGUUAAAUGAUUGACAGUUACCUGCCAGGUUGUUUAAAUUUUAAAUCAGGCAAGUUGGCUGUAAUUGAUCACAGCAUUGCUCAAACAAAUAAACCAAUGAAUGGCA